Rubroshorea leprosula is the source of this 898-nucleotide messenger RNA. Lineage: Eukaryota; Viridiplantae; Streptophyta; Magnoliopsida; Malvales; Dipterocarpaceae. The record is from the annotation of a GenBank genome assembly.
GAGUUGUUUUCUGUAUUUGUAUCCAAUUGAUCUUUCUCAUUAGUAAUAUUUUACCUUAUUUCUUUCUUGCAUACUUCAUGCUUCUAGGUUGUCAUAUAAUAUGGCCUCUAUGGAUUAUGCUGGUGCACUUUUUUAAUCGAUGAUGAAAUUGGCAUUACAAUAUCCACAUAAUUCUGAUAGUGAAUUGUGUGGAAAUGUUGCUAACGUCAUCAAAUUGUGGAAAGACCUUUUGAAGCCCUUUAUUUGCAUAUAGUUGAUGGGAUUGAAGUGAUUCUAAAAUUUGAAGAAUUGUGUCUGGAAUCCACUACGGAGUUAUCUUCAUUGUUUGGAUGAUUUUGCGUCUUUUCCAUGACAAUGGCAUCCUAGAACAAGAUACAAUUUUCAAGUGUGCUGAGAAAAAGAAAGAGGCUGAUGAAUCAGAUCGAGUUUUGUUAAGCAGUCAGCCGAAUUCCUGGAAUUGCUGAGAGAAGCGUCAAUGUCUGAAGAGGUGACAAAAACUUCAGUGUAACAGGGAUACCACAUCAUAAGAUCAUUUGCGAUAUCUCUAAUCAAUAGAAAACUGACAUUUUAACAAAUUUAGAGACACCUCAACAUAAAGCCUGUGUGGUAGGGGGAACAUUUGAUGUGGCAUGAGAAACCCAUCUGCCAUAGGAUGAGAAAGCUGACAAAAACUUAAUGUGUACGUUCUCUAUUAGUUGGGGAUACCACGGCAUGGUAUAUCCCUUACUAUGAAGAUGUACAUUGGCAGCAAUUUUUCAGGAGCUUUUGGGAAUCAGCAGUUCACUUUUUAACGUAUCCAAUUUUGCUCUUUAGUCUCGGAAGGAAAUCAAAUUACUUACCAAUGUUAUGUAUGAUAGAACUUGGAAAAAUAUUUCCAUAUCCACAUUGGCUGCUGUUU